Polyodon spathula (Mississippi paddlefish) is the source of this 4285-nucleotide messenger RNA. Its product is annotated as collagen alpha-3(VI) chain-like. The transcript has 9 exons. NCBI's taxonomy places the organism in Eukaryota, Metazoa, Chordata, Actinopteri, Acipenseriformes, Polyodontidae. The record is from RefSeq and is a predicted model, not a curated record. The annotation marks the transcript as partial.
CAGUACAGUAAUGAUGCAGCUGCAGCUUUCUACCUGAAUACAUAUUCAACCAAGGAAGAUGUCCUUAAUACCAUCAAAGGCCUGAGACAUAAAGGUGGAAGACCCCUCAACACUGGAGCAGCUCUCCAGUUUGUUAUGGACAAUGUCUUUACAGCUUCCUCUGGUAGCAGGCGUCUUGAGGGUGUUCCACAGGUUUUAAUUCUGCUGAGUGGUGGAAGGUCCAGAGAUGAUGUUGGGCCUUCAGCAACUGCCCUAAAAGGGCUUGGGGUUGUGCCGUUUGGUAUCGGAACAAGGACUGCAGAUACUAGGGAGUUGCAAACAAUUUCAUACUACCCUACUUUUGCUCUUUCUGUUUCUGACUUCUCUGACCUUCCAAACAUCCAGCAGCAACUUCUAUCCUCUGUGACAAAAAUUUCCAGAGAGAUAACAACAGAGACACCAUCAAUCAUAGUUGACAAAGAAGGUGCCAAAAGGGAUGUUGUGUUUCUACUUGAUGGUUCUGAUGAUACUAGGAAUGGAUUCCCAGCAAUCCGUGAUUUUGUUCGAAGAGUAGUGGAGAAUAUGGAUGUGGAGGAAAAUAAAGAUCGAGUUGCUGUGGUGCAGUACAGUAAUGAUGCAGCUGCAGCUUUCUACCUGAAUACAUAUUCAACCAAGGAAGAUGUCCUUAAUACCAUCAGAGGCCUGAGACAUAAAGGUGGAAGACCCCUCAACACUGGAGCAGCUCUCCAGUUUGUUAUGGACAAUGUCUUUACUGCUUCUUCUGGUAGCAGACGUCUUGAGGGUGUUCCACAGGUUUUAAUUCUGCUGACUGGUGGAAGGUCCAGAGAUGAUGUUGGGGCUUCAGCAACUGCUCUAAAAGGUCUUGGGGUUUUGCCUUUUGGUAUCGGAACAAGAAAUGCAGAUACCAGGGAGUUGCAAACAAUUUCGUACUACCCUACUUUUGCUCUUUCGGUUUCUGACUUCUCUGACCUUCCAAACAUCCAGCAGCAACUUCUGUCCUCUAUGAUAAAAAUUGACAGAGGCAGAAUAACAGAGAGACCAACAGUCGUAGUUGAAAGAGAUUCUGCCCAAAGAGAUGUUGUGUUUCUGCUUGAUGGUUCUGAUGACACUAGAAAUGGAUUCCCAGCAAUCCGCGAGUUUGUUCAAAGAGUCGUGGAGAACAUGGAUGUGGAGGAAAAUAAAGAUCGAGUUGCUGUGGUGCAGUACAGUAAUGAUGCAGCUGCAGCUUUCUACCUGAAUACAUAUUCAACCAAGGAAGAUGUCCUUAAUACCAUCAGAGGCCUGAGACAUAAAGGUGGAAGACCCCUCAACACUGGAGCAGCUCUCCAGUUUGUUAUGGACAAUGUCUUUACAGCUUCCUCUGGUAGCAGACGUCUUGAGGGUGUUCCACAGGUUUUAAUUCUGCUGACUGGUGGAAGGUCCAGAGAUGAUGUUGGGCCUUCAGCAACUGCCCUAAAAGGGCUUGGGGUUGUGCCGUUUGGUAUCGGAACAAGGACUGCAGAUAUUAGGGAGUUGCAAACAAUUUCAUACUACCCUACUUUUGCUCUUUCUGUUUCUGACUUCUCUGACCUUCCAAACAUCCAGCAGCAACUUCUAUCCUCCGUGACAAAAAUUUCCAGAGAGAUAACAACAGAGACACCAUCAAUCAUAGUUGACAAAGAAGGUGCCAAAAGGGAUGUUGUGUUUCUACUUGAUGGUUCUGAUGAUACUAGGAAUGGAUUCCCAGCAAUCCGUGAUUUUGUUCGAAGAGUAGUGGAGAAUAUGGAUGUGGAGGAAAAUAAAGAUCGAGUUGCUGUGGUGCAGUACAGUAAUGAUGCAGCUGCAGCUUUCUACCUGAAUACAUAUUCAACCAAGGAAGAUGUCCUUAAUACCAUCAGAGGCCUGACACAUAAAGGUGGAAGACCCCUCAACACUGGAGCAGCUCUCCAGUUUGUUAUGGACAAUGUCUUUACUGCUUCUUCUGGUAGCAGACGUCUUGAGGGUGUUCCACAGGUUUUAAUUCUGCUGACUGGUGGAAGGUCCAGAGAUGAUGUUGGGGCUUCAGCAACUGCUCUAAAAGGUCUUGGGGUUUUGCCUUUUGGUAUCGGAACAAGAAAUGCAGAUACCAGGGAGUUGCAAACAAUUUCGUACUACCCUACUUUUGCUCUUUCGGUUUCUGACUUCUCUGACCUUCCAAACAUCCAGCAGCAACUUCUGUCCUCUAUGAUAAAAAUUGACAGAGGCAGAAUAACAGAGAGACCAACAGUCGUAGUUGAAAGAGAUUCUGCCCAAAGAGAUGUUGUGUUUCUGCUUGAUGGUUCUGAUGACACUAGGAAUGGAUUCCCAGCAAUCCGCGAGUUUGUUCAAAGAGUCGUGGAGAACAUGGAUGUGGAGGAAAAUAAAGAUCGAGUUGCUGUGGUGCAGUACAGUAAUGAUGCAGCUGCAGCUUUCUACCUGAAUACAUAUUCAACCAAGGAAGAUGUCCUUAAUACCAUCAGAGGCCUGAGACAUAAAGGUGGAAGACCCCUCAACACUGGAGCAGCUCUCCAGUUUGUUAUGGACAAUGUCUUUACAGCUUCCUCUGGUAGCAGGCGUCUUGAGGGUGUUCCACAGGUUUUAAUUCUGCUGAGUGGUGGAAGGUCCAGAGAUGAUGUUGGGCCUUCAGCAACUGCCCUAAAAGGGCUUGGGGUUGUGCCGUUUGGUAUCGGAACAAGGACUGCAGAUACCAGGGAGUUGCAAACAAUUUCAUACUACCCUACUUUUGCUCUUUCUGUUUCUGACUUCUCUGACCUUCCAAACAUCCAGCAGCAACUUCUAUCCUCUAUGACAAAAAUUUCCAGAGAGAUAACAACAGAGACACCAUCAGUCAUAGUUGACAAAGAAGGUGCCAAAAGGGAUGUUGUGUUUCUACUUGAUGGUUCUGAUGAUACUAGGAAUGGAUUCCCAGCAAUCCGUGAUUUUGUUCGAAGAGUAGUGGAGAACAUGGAUGUGGAGGAAAAUAAAGAUCGAGUUGCUGUGGUGCAGUACAGUAAUGAUGCAGCUGCAGCUUUCUACCUGAAUACAUAUUCAACCAAGGAAGAUGUCCUUAAUACCAUCAGAGGCCUGAGACAUAAAGGUGGAAGACCCCUCAACACUGGAGCAGCUCUCCAGUUUGUUAUGGACAAUGUCUUUACUGCUUCUUCUGGUAGCAGACGUCUUGAGGGUGUGCCACAGGUUUUAAUUCUGCUGACUGGUGGAAGGUCCAGAGAUGAUGUUGGGGCUUCAGCAACUGCUCUAAAAGGUCUUGGGGUUUUGCCUUUUGGUAUCGGAACAAGAAAUGCAGAUACCAGGGAGUUGCAAACAAUUUCAUACUACCCUACUUUUGCUCUUUCGGUUUCUGACUUCUCUGACCUUCCAAACAUCCAGCAGCAACUUCUGUCCUCUAUGAUAAAAAUUGACAGAGGCAGAAUAACAGAGAGACCAACAGUCGUAGUUGAAAGAGAUUCUGCCCAAAGAGAUGUUGUGUUUCUGCUUGAUGGUUCUGAUGACACUAGGAAUGGAUUCCCAGCAAUCCGCGAGUUUGUUCAAAGUGUAGUGGAGAAUAUGGAUGUGGAGGAAAAUAAAGAUCGAGUUGCUGUGGUGCAGUACAGUAAUGAUGCAGCUGCAGCUUUCUACCUGAAUACAUAUUCAACCAAGGAAGAUGUCCUUAAUACCAUCAAAGGCCUGAGACAUAAAGGUGGAAGACCCCUCAACACUGGAGCAGCUCUCCAGUUUGUUAUGGACAAUGUCUUUACUGCUUCUUCUGGUAGCAGACGUCUUGAGGGUGUUCCACAGGUUUUAAUUCUGCUGACUUUUGGAAGGUCCAGAGAUGAUGUUGGGCCUUCAGCAACUGCCCUAAAAGGGCUUGGGGUUGUGCCGUUUGGUAUCGGAACAAGGACUGCAGAUACCAGGGAGUUGCAAACAAUUUCAUACUACCCUACUUUUGCUCUUUCUGUUUCUGACUUCUCUGACCUUCCAAACAUCCAGCAGCAACUUCUAUCCUCCGUGACAAAAAUUUCCAGAGAGAUAACAACAGAGACACCAUCAGUCAUAGUUGACAAAGAAGGUGCCAAAAGGGAUGUUGUGUUUCUACUUGAUGGUUCUGAUGAUACUAGGAAUGGAUUCCCAGCAAUCCGUGAUUUUGUUCGAAAUGUUAUUUAUAGUCGAAAGGGAUUUGGAGAACUAUGGAUGUGGAGGAAAAUAAAGAUCGAGUUGCUGUGGUGCAUUGAAAUGGAAGGUGCAAAAAAGGAUGUAAUCUUCCUGAUCGAUGGGUCUGAUGAUGUUGGAC